CCAUCUCCCACCAUCAUGUCUACCGACCAGCAUCCGGCAGAAACCGAAAGGACCCUGGAAACAUCUACCCAUACAGCUCCUGUUGGCUGUGUCGAGUGUCGCACACGACGACUACACUGCGAGACAGACGUUGCAAAUCCUCGCCAGCCUUGCGGAAGCUGCGUGCGAAAUGCGUACAUCUGCUCCAACUUGACGAGUACCGCCACCGCUCCACGUCCACCACGCUCUGCGAAUCGUAAUCGCGUACANAAAGCCAAAGACCGUGCUCCCAAACGAGUUGCCUGUGACUGGUGUCGUCGACAAAAGGUCCGCUGCUCUGGGGAGACGCCAUGUAGUGCAUGCGCCAUACGUGAUCAAUCAUGUGUCUAUCCUGCCGUCAACAGGAGUCAAGUUGGUGAUGACAGUCCCGCGACUCAGAAUUGGGAAGCUGGCUUACCGCGUUAUGAUGUGCCUGGUCAAUAUCAGCUGAAUGGUUCGCCAUCAUCGAACUUGCAGCCUGGUCAAAUCUACCAAGCUCCAGCUUCUAUGGCUCGUCAGCAGGUUCCCCGACUGNNUCUGGGUCUAGACAAAGAGGUCAUUGCCGAGUACAUAGAAGCCUUCUUUCGCUUUGUGUAUCCUGUUGGUUGCAUGAACUUUCUACAUCAACCGACAUUCUUGCGCCAAUGGCACACUCAUACCGUGAACGUGUCUCUGCUGAAGGUCGUUUGUGGGUGCGCCCUUAGAGUUUUCUCAACUACUCAGGAAGACAAUGAACGAGCAGCACAGUGGAUGCAUGAAGCCGAGGUGGACGCUCUACAAAAUCUCGGUGAUUUGACUGUACCUCGAUUGCAAGCUCUAACCCUGCUUGCCUUCUUCGAGUUUACCUACCAGGUACACUCCACAAAAGCUCUCAUGUUACUUGGGUUGGCGGCUCGUCUUGCCUUCACAAAGCGGCUCAACUACGAAGACGCUACCUUGUCAAUAGUCGAGCAAGAGUCUAGAAGACGUCUCAUGUGGUCUAUCUUUGUCCUCGACAAGUUCUGUUCUGGUGGAGUCGACGAGUUGACUUUGAUCCCUGCCGAACACAUGGAGGUUCGGCUGCCCACGAUCGAGAGAGCCUUUGGCUUUGGACAGCGUACCGACACAGAGGUCCUUCGACCUAGGGUUGAAGAUGGCGUAGCAAUUAGCAAUGCCAAGGGUAUGGAUGAGUUUGCUUACACCGUCCGUCUGCUGGAUCUACUGCGCAACAAGAUUCACAAGUUUACCGGGCGCGUCCGUUGCACGGACGACAGUCUUUACACAUCGGCACAAGACUUCCUUGCUCUAGACUCUGCAAUCGACACAAUCGAGCAGCAGAUCCCGCUGGACCUCCAGUGGGACAAGGCGCAGUUGCAGAAACGAAUGUACGCACCCGGGCUCUCAAGCUACAUCAUGCUUCACACUUGGCGGUUGCAAUGUAAGCUGGACUUGCAUCGCUUGACCGUGUCAGGAACAAAAGAAUGUAUCUCGGAAGCAGCGCUGCGAAACACACCUCUGAACUUCGCACAGAAUCUGCGGCUGAAAUGUCUGUCGCAUGCCAUCGAGCUGACGAAGAUGUGGGCAGAAGUGCUAGACCUCGGCCUUGCAAAACCAGUACAUGAUGCCGCCAUUUCCGGCUGCGCACAUCAGUGUGCGAAGAUUCUGACUCUCAUACCCGAACAAGUGGGAUACUCAGCACCAGGUCAAGAAAAUAGGAUUGGUGCUGUGUUGAUAUGUCAGAUGAUCAUCGAGCCACUGAAGGAUAUCUAUCCUAAAGCUAAGAUCCUGUAUGAUGAUGUGUGUCGCAUGAGAUCGGAACUCAACACUGCUCAAAUACGAGACCCUCCCAACGUAAUGCAUCACAUGGACGAACACGAUGUGGGGAUCACGAUACAGGCGAAUGAUGAGGAGCAAGUCAGGAACCUGCUCAACCAGUACAAUGCAUGA
Molecule: messenger RNA, 1944 nt
Organism: Aureobasidium uvarum
Lineage: Eukaryota; Fungi; Ascomycota; Dothideomycetes; Dothideales; Saccotheciaceae
Source: the annotation of a GenBank genome assembly